AUGAACAUCGACCAGCAUGUGCAGGAUACUUACCUCAGCCUGAGACCACGACGCAUGCACUGCCCCGCAAUGCUGAUAUUUGUACCUCAGGGCUUUGACACGAGGGUCUUCGACAGCACGAUAUGCUGUGUAUCUUGUGGGGAAAUCCGAGACUUCGUCCCUGAGAAGACGUCCAUUGGGGCCUAUGAUGCGAAGGACAGCCACGAAGAAGAAGCUGACAAAAGAAAGUAUGAUUACGGAAGUCUGGGCAGAGAGGAAUUCCGGCUCCUAGUUCUCCAGCCAGGACAAGGAUACGACGAAAUAUGUUGCCGAAUAGUCAUAGCAUCGCUAGUCAACCCGCCCACAUACACUGCAGUGUCCUACACAUGGGCGACAGAAGACGGAGACAUUAGCGAAUCAGAUGAGAUACAUGCAAGCAAGGAAGACACUGACCAAGGCUGGAAGAUCAUCAAAGUGACAUCGAAUUGUGCAAACGCUCUGCGACAAGUACGAGACUCUCGUGACGAUGUCAACGUUUGGAUCGACUCUAUUUGCAUCAAUCAAACCUGUAUCAGUGAGCGCAACGAUCAAGUUAGCAUGAUGGGCAGUAUCUACAAAAAAGCUCUAUGCGUGGAUGUGUGCAUAAAUGUGCCUGGACAGGACUUUCGAGAUAUAAUGGGACCGCUCGGAGUGUGGAGUUCUGUAGAGAAGUAUUCUAUGGGACUCGACAAGGUUGGUUUUGAAGGUCAUCCUAUGACGAAAAGACUGAGGACAUUUUUCAACCUACGAUAUUUCAGCCGAGUUUGGGUGAUACAAGAGGUGAUGCUUGCGAAGGUCGCGAACUUGCAUGUGAACAAAGACGUCAUUCCAUUCCCAAGUUACACAAUCGAAUUGAUUCAGGCGCUUUGUUCGAAGCACAGAGCGAACAUAUCACGAAUUUCUCAAUGGGCCUCAUUUUUGAAACAACGACCAAGUCUAGUUUUGUACUUGAGUAUCUCCAUGGAUUGUUUCGCGUCCGACCCCAGAGACCAAGUUUUUGCGAUUCUGGGCCUCCUUAAGCCUCGUAUACGGGCCUUGUUUACUGUCGACUAUACGCUCAACCUAGACGUUGUUUUGAGACAGGCUGUGGUAGCAUGUAUAGUAGAAUGUGGGGAUCUAGGUGUUCUUUCUUUCGCAGGCCUUAAAGAGGGCGCCGAUAUCUCUCGGUCUCCAAGCUUUGGCAAAAGUCAAUUCAGAGAAUACAUCGCUCAGGAAGUUUGUAGAGCCAGCCAUGCGACUUCAACCACACACCUGCGGCAAGGGACAUAUCAGCACAUAUCACCUUUCGGAUCCAUAGCCUUGAAGGCUAGCUCCCACCGGUACCAAAUGUCUACUCAUGAUGGAGGAGGCAGCAGUGGUGAGGGUGACAUCGCAAUUGGCAGUGGUUUUCGAUCACCAGAAAGAAGCACGGAAUUAACCGAUUGCUUGCAACUGCCCGCAAGUAAUGUUGUUAAGAUCUCGAGAACACCUGGCCCGCCAGAGCAAAUUCUCCCAAGACUAGAGGUUUGGGCGGAAUUUUUGUGCUUCUGUUCGGAGGCGUCCUCUGACAAAACUGCUGAGCUUCUGCCACUCUUUGAAGCCAACAAAAAGCCAAUUCGUACAUCACGAAUAUCCUGGUUAGUUAACACAUCGCUUUAUCACGGUGGAGACUUCCUCGACUCCACCGUGGAAGACUUGGAGAACAUGGAAGAGGGAAUUGAGGCAGGGAAGAAUCACAUCAUAGCCGAUGACCCUUACAUUUUCCGCGCAAGGGCUCACGUUGGCUUCACUGCUAGCAGCUGUGUAUCCGGAGAUUCAAUCUUCCUCGUAAAAGGAGCAACUCAACCGCUCUUACUACGAGAGAUCAGCCACGAUGUCUACAGAAUUGUUGGUCCAUGUAACAUAUGGAGUCCGAACAAAAGUCCCGAGCUUUGGAAGUUUUGUGAGGUCGACGCUCUACAAUCGAUGGGAGGACGGCACAUCGAGAUAUAUUGA
Molecule: messenger RNA, 1992 nt
Organism: Parastagonospora nodorum SN15
Lineage: Eukaryota; Fungi; Ascomycota; Dothideomycetes; Pleosporales; Phaeosphaeriaceae
Exons: 4
Coding region: 1-1992 (663 amino acids)
Source: RefSeq, a predicted model, not a curated record